Doryrhamphus excisus (bluestripe pipefish) is the source of this 4582-nucleotide messenger RNA. It is a transcript of the gene edar, whose product is annotated as ectodysplasin A receptor. The record is from RefSeq and is a predicted model, not a curated record. Gene Ontology annotation, molecular function: signaling receptor activity. Gene Ontology annotation, cellular component: plasma membrane. Lineage: Eukaryota; Metazoa; Chordata; Actinopteri; Syngnathiformes; Syngnathidae. Gene Ontology annotation, biological process: positive regulation of JNK cascade; positive regulation of canonical NF-kappaB signal transduction.
UUCAGUGGCGCUGGAAAAAGUGGAAGCGGAGACAGAAGUUCAGCUAUUUUGAAGCGAGACUUACAUGCAGGCAAAGGAAGCCCCAUCCCGUGGAUGCUGAUCACAGGUUGAUACUCCAGGUUGAGGACGGACAUCUGACCUUACCAGUGCGACAUCCUCAGAGGCCGUAGACCAGUGUGACCUCGGACUUUCUCCUCCUGCAGGAGGUGAAUAUAAAGAUGUCACAGAGGACAGGACCAUCAAAAUCCAUCUUUCUUUCGUCUUUAUUAGUGUCCUGCAUGCUUGCCCAUGCAGAGUAUUCCAGCUGUGGCGAGUACGAGUUUUUAAACCAGACCAGCAACAGCUGCCAGGCCUGCCCUCAGUGCCAGCCAGGACAGGAGCCACACAUGACAUGUGGCUACGGUGUGAAGGAUGAGGACUUCUCUUGUUCGCCCUGUCCACAUGGCAAGUACUCCAAAGGCAAAUAUGAGAUCUGCAGACGACACAAAGACUGUGACGCCCUCUACAAGGCCACGGUGCGGGUGGCUGGAACGCCAGACAGUGAUGCAGAGUGCGGACCGUGUUUACCCGGGUAUUACAUGCUGGAGAACAGACCCAGGAACCUCUACGGGAUGGUGUGUCACUCCUGCCAGAAUGCACCACCCAACACCAAAGAAUGCAUGCAGCCGAACGUCCCAGUGGAAAAACCUCAAAUGGAUGCUGGCAGCACCACCGCCUUCCCUCAUCUUCACAAAGAUCCAACAGGAGAAGGUCACCUAGCAACCGCUCUUAUCAUCGCCAUGUCAACCAUCUUCGUCAUGGCCAUUGCCAUCGUUCUCAUCAUUAUGUUUUACAUCCUAAAGGCCAAGUCAAGUGGCCAGGCAUGUUGCACCAGACAAGUGGUGAAAACAGUUGAAGCUCAGACCAACAAGCAAGAAGACAAGAAAGACAUCCCUGACAAGGUGGUGAUAUAUUCGGAAAAAGAUGACUUUGACAAACAUAAGGCUUCACCACAGAUGGCAGUUAAAAGUGAAAACGACGCCUCGUCCGAGAACGAGCAGCUGCUGAGCCGCAGCAUGGACAGCGACGAGGAGGCGUCUCUGGAGAAGCAAGGCUCAGCGGAAACAAACAACCCCAACCCAAAUGUGGGCCUCGUGAACAUCGGGAACAAGCCCGAUCUCUGCCUGCUCUCUCUGGGACUCCUAGACACGGAUCACGCCUGCAACGGGACCGCCAGCAUCGCCGCCAGCCCCACCACCAGCAACCUCCCGAGUCCCGGCCACAUGGGCAGUGUCAACCACAUCUCCGGCACCAACCACAUCAGCAAUGUGACCACAAUCAACAAUAGCAAUAAAAACCCAGGGAUGUUGCAGAGUCGAAGGAAAAAGAUCCUGGAUCUGUAUGCCAAAGUGUGCAAUGUGACAGAAGGCCUGAGCCCCACAGAGCUUCCUUUCGACUGUCUGGAGAAAGCCAGCCGCAUGCUGAGCUCCUCCUACAGCAGCGAGGCGGCCGUGGUGAAGACGUGGCGACACCUCGCCGAGAGCUUUGGCCUGAAGCGGGACGAGAUCGGCGGCAUGAGUGACGGUUUGCAACUCUUCGAGAGGGUGAGCACAGCGGGCUACAGCAUCCCCGACUUGCUCACCCGCCUGGUGCAGAUCGAGAGACUGGACGCCGUGGAGUCGCUGUGCUCGGACGUACUUGGAGGCAACGACGUAGCAACGGUGGCGGCGGCGGGCAGACGGCAGGGUAUAAGUAGUUUCCACGGUCAGAUGGUGUGCCCGUCGCUGUGCCAGCCUUCUUCGCAACGCUGUGCCAGUGUAUAAAAACACAGCGGAACACAGACUCUUAUGUGUUCUUGAACGCUGGACAAAGUACCGACUUUUGUUACAUGAAGAACCGAAAUGACUAUGUAGUUAUACUUCAAUUAAUAUUACAUGUUUUAUUGACAAAUGUUGUGAGACAUAGAGUACCUCCGUUCAAUUCCUCAAGGGCAUUCCCGUGAAUUUUAAACAUUCAUGAAACCAGGGGUGGGCAAACUAUGGCUCGGGGGCCACAUCCGGCCCGCCAAUUUACGGCCUCCAAAGUAUAUCAUUUAAACUCAACAUACAACCUAGCAUCAUUGAACCAACCUUUCGAUGGUUGAAGUAGCCAUUUUAUCAAUUUCGAUAUUUGAUGAAAUUAAAGGACUCCCUGGCCGGAAUCUGUCUGUAGUGUUACAAGCCUAAAAGAACCACUAUCCAUUCUUUACAGCAAGGGGUCUCAAACUCAAUUUACUUGGGGGCCACUGGAGCUCGGGUCUGGGUGAGAUUGGGCCGCAUUAGGUUUUCCAAAAAAAAACCCCAAAAAACGCAUUUAUUAAAAACAAAAAAAAAUUAAAAACUUCGCUUUGGUUCCAAUUUUCUACAAGAAAUGACAAAACACGACUAUAGUCACAUUUAUACUCUUUUUAUUUACAACAUAUUGCGCAACUGCAGGGUCUUGAGACACAUGCUAACUCGCAAACUAGAGAGCUAGCGACCUAAACGGUAGCCUUCAAGUUAUUUCCUUGAAACUUAAAUAGCCCAAAACUUACCACUUCCACACGGAUAGGGAGGAUAACUAUUAACAGUUAUUUAACCUUUAACAUGAACAUUAAUCAAACGUAAUAAUUUUUUCUGGGUACAUGAUACCAUACAGCAUCCAUAUCAAACUUGCGCGGGCCGCACUAACAUUAAACUUUCAUAUCAAGGCGGGGGCCUCAAACUAGUGUCCUGCGGGCCACAUUUGGCCCGCGGGCCACGUGUUUGAGACCGAGUCCUAAAUUUACACAGACCUCCUGCCUUAACAGUUCCAAUCACAAACUCAAACCAGCCAUCAGGCUUUCACCAAUGACUUCCUCUGCAGCGACCUUGUCAGCGACCCCAACCCAACCCUCCUCCUUCCUCCUAAAAUCCCUUUUUACCCCGAUGCUGUGGUUUAGCGCUGCCGCCAGCUUUAAUUAUUGGGCGUGUAACUCCCCAGGGCCACUAAUAGGCUAAAGUGUUGUGGUUUAUACAGCGGGUGCUAAGUGCCUGUGAUUUCCACCACCCAAUUAAGAAUUUAGGGGCAAUUUAACCAGUGAAAGUCCAGUAAAAACGUGAAAAAAAUGAAAAAACAUGGAGGGAUGCCACAGCAGGGGCUUGACUAACUGCUCCCUGGCAAGCUGUUGUACUACACUACGUUGUACUGUUGGACAAUUACAACAGAAUCUUGUUUUUGUUAUGUAUCCAGUCUAAAAUGUCAAAAAAACGUACACAGAAAAUAAUAUAAAUUUAAUUAAUCUGUGGCUUAUUUUGCAGCCAUAACCCAAACAGCACCUAGAAUACUCAAAAAUACGCAGUGGGCUUGAACACCUUAUCAGCACAGGGCGAACAGUACUUGUUUGAAGGAAAAACUCAAAACACAAACUGAGUUUUACAUUUUUUUUCUGAACACCAGAACUACACACUUUGCUUUCCGGACUCUAUGUCCUACCUCUAAUAGAACCGCAAUGCAUUCUUUACAGAAUUUCUUUUUUCGGUACUGUUUGGUUGUACGAUAACCGAGACAGUGUGUGAAAACCAAGUCAUAUUUUCAUUGAAAACCAAGUCCUAUGAAAACCAGGCUGUAUGUAAACCGAGGUUCCACUGUACAUCGUUUUAUACAGCGGGUGCUAAGUGCCUGUGAUUUCCACCACCCAAUUAAGAAUUUAGGGGCAAACAACACCUAGAAUACUCAGAAAUACGCAGUGUGCUUGAACACCUUAUCAGCACACGCCGCACGGUACUUGUUUGAAGGAAAAACUCAAAACACAAACUGAGUUUUACAAGUUUUUUCUGAACACCAGAACUACACACUUUGCUUGCCGGACUCUGACUGUAGUGUCCCACCUCUAAUAGAACCGCGAUGCAUUCUUUACAGAUUUUUUUUGGUUGUACGAUAACCGAGACAGUGUGUGAAAACCAAGUCAUAUUUUCAUUGAAAACCAAGUCCUAUGAAAAACAGGCUGUAUGUAAACCAAGGUUUUUUUUGCAGCUGUCCACUAAUUGUUGAAAAAAAGAUAAGCACAGCUUGACUCUAAUUAGCACGCAAGUCAUGACACAAUGGGCAAUUUAAUUUCAUAAUUUUAUUAAUGUCAGCAUAUCAGCGACCAAGUUUAAGACUUAAUAUGUUUAUUUUUUAAUUAGCCGAACCAACAACAUGAUCACAUGUCCUGGGGAUUGAAAGGUUAAUAAUGAUGAUGAACCUACACGGAACACUUCGCUAAACUCCGACACUUUAAAUGAAUAAAUGUCUCUGUCUAAGCAUAUAUUCACACAUUUUGUCACCGCAAUAAAUAAAAAGCACAAAUACGUAAUAUACUGCCUUGUUUGGGCUGCUCCGGCUUCGAUCAAAUCCGGCCUAAUUCACAACAGGUUGAACAUUUUUAUGGUGCUGUUUACUUGCAAAUGAUGGAAUUGUUGGAUUGAACUGAAGAUGAUGAAAUGAUCCUCACAGCUGUUUCUAGACAGGCAACAUCUUACUUGUUAUAUAUUUAUGUCCAUGAAGAGACACCAAACAUGGAUGCCUUACCUCAGUAGCACCAGAUACUCAACUUCAUCACAGA